Molecule: messenger RNA, 528 nt
Organism: Balaenoptera acutorostrata (minke whale)
Lineage: Eukaryota; Metazoa; Chordata; Mammalia; Artiodactyla; Balaenopteridae
Product: sulfotransferase 2A1
Biological process (GO): sulfation
Cellular component (GO): cytoplasm
Molecular function (GO): sulfotransferase activity
Source: RefSeq, a predicted model, not a curated record
AUGGCUAUCAUCAAAAAGUCAAAAGACUUGAUUGUCCGUAUCCGUCCUCUGUAUCCAGAGUUCUUUAACCAUUCCUGUACCUUUCCAUUUGCGUAUGGCGACGUUAUCUACUACAGCUGCAUCUCUGUCCGCAGUCAUUAUGCCUGGUGUUCUAUUGAUGAGGUGAUUUACCUCAUCAGAAAUCCCAGAGAUGUUUUUGUGUCUGGUUAUUUUUUCUGGAGGAUUGCAACAUUUGUUAAGAGACCAGAGUUCCUGGAACAAUAUUUUGAAUGGUUCAUCCAAGGAAAUCUGCCAUAUGGAUCAUGGUUUAACCAUGCUUGUGGCUGGAUGUCCAUGAGAGACAAGGAGAACUUCCUGAUACGGAGUUAUGGGAGUUAUGAAGAGAUGAAAUGGUCAAAGUUUAGCCUUUUGAAUGGCAUUACUGGAGACUGGAAAAAUUACUUCAUGGUGGCCCAAGCUGAAACCUUUGAUAAAAUAUUCCAGGAGAAGAUAACAGAUCUUCCUCAAUAGUUGUUCCCAUGGGAAUAA